AUGUCCGACUAUAACCAAUACAACAACAACCAGCAGUACGGUCACCAAGGUGGUAACUACUACAACGACCAGCAACAAGGCGGCUACCCAUCCCAGCACGGCGGGKACGGCGGCCAAGAGCAGUACGGUCAACAACAACCUCAAUAUGGCCAGCAGCCCCAGUACGGCCAAGAAGGUCAACAGUACAAUCACCAGCAACAGGGAUACGGUCAGCAGGACUACAACCAGUCUGGAUAUGGUGGUCAGCAGCCCACCUACGGUGAGCAGGGUCACCAGCAACAGGGUUACGGCCAGCAAGACCACACCCAAUCUGGAUAUGGUCAGGGUCAACAGCACCAGUAUGGCCAGGAGGGACAGCAGUAUGGUGACCGUCAGGGAUAUGACCAAUCUGCUCCCGGAGGUGCUCAGGACGGCGAGCGUGGUCUAGGCGGUGCCCUUGCCGGUGGUCUCGCCGGUGGUUUCGCCGGUCACCAGGCAAACCACGGUAUCCUGGGAACGAUCGGUGGUGCCAUCAUGGGCAGUAUCGCUGAAGACUUCAUCAAGGACAAGAAACACAAGAACGACAACAACCCAUACCAGGGUGGUCAGGGUGGUUCCGGAAGCUCCUUUGGCGGUUUCUUCAACAAAUAG
Messenger RNA from Talaromyces amestolkiae, 630 nucleotides. RefSeq lists its product as uncharacterized. Bases 1 to 630 code for a protein of 209 amino acids. Lineage: Eukaryota; Fungi; Ascomycota; Eurotiomycetes; Eurotiales; Trichocomaceae. The transcript has 2 exons. The record is from RefSeq and is a predicted model, not a curated record. Gene Ontology annotation, cellular component: outer membrane.